GAUUUCACGAGACUUUCAAUAUUUUCGUCCGAAACAAGUCGAGAUUUUGGGAUUGGAGCAGUCUUCACGAAUUUUCCAAACCAGGGACGAUACUACAGGAAUCGAACCAUUCCCAGUCCGUGAUUUGAGCCGAAUUGGACCAGUUUGAGGAGCCGUUUUGCUUCAGAUUUUCUCCCCCGCUCGAAAAUCCCCUCGGGAAUCACACGACAUCUCCGCACCCAACCCAGGAUUCCCCGCGAGUCCAAGAUGGAGGAUCUUGCUGUGGAGGUGUGCGGUCAGAACGGCGCAUUUUAUACGGCCUAUAUAAGAGAUAUCCAUGAGGAAGAGGUGACAGUAGCUUUUGAGAAUGACUGGCAGCCAGAACGCAAAGUCCCGUUCCAGGACGUGCGACUUCCUCCGACCCCCGUAGACGAUUACGAACCACAGGAGGGCGAUGAAGUGGAGGUACAUGCGUUGGCAGAGACGAAUGAUGAGCCGUGUGGCUGGUGGCCCUGCAGGGUAAAAAGGUGCAAGGGAGCCUUCUGUGUGGUGGAAUACCUCGACCUGGAGGCAACGUUUAAGGACAUUAUAGACACAGGAAAAAUCCGCCCGGCAAACAAAAACCCUCCAUUGACCAAGAACUCCUUCCACAAGUGUACGAUAGAUGUGCCUGAAGACCUCAGGGAAUGUUGUCGAGUAGAAAGUAAUCACAAUGAGUUCAAGAGGGCCUUGAAGUUGAAAGCAGCGUCCGUGGUCUACAACACGGACCUGAACGCAAUCGUAGUUAUCUCGCACGAUGAGGCGGCGGUGAAGAGAGCGCAGAUUUUGAGUGACAUGCACUUCCGUAGUCUACGAACAAAGCUCAUGCUGGAGGCAAGGAAAAAGGAGGCACAACAACAGCUCGAGACCACUAAAGCCAUGCAGCGGCAGUGUCUGGAGGAGUUUUCUGUGCGAGAGGACUUGAUGGGGCUGGCUAUCGGGUCACACGGGGCCAACAUCAUGCAGGCCCGCAGACUGCAGGGGGUCACCGCCAUCGAACUGGAAGAACAAACAUGCACCUUUAAGAUUUAUGGAGAGACAAAGGAGGCAGUUCAGCAAGCCAGGAGUAUGCUGGAGUAUAAACAAGACGUUGUCCAAGUCCCAAGAAAUCUCAUAGGAAGAGUAAUAGGAAAGAACGGCCGUGUUAUCCAAGAGAUUGUGGACAAGUCUGGGGUAGUCAGGGUGAAAAUUGAGGGGGACAACGAGAAAGAACACACAGUAGAGAGGGAGGAGGAUCCAUCGGCAAAGGAUUCUGUCCCAGAACACGUGCCAAUGAUCUUCAUCGGAACCAUAGAGCAGAACAGCAACGCCCGCAUGUUGUUGGACUAUCACCUCGCACAUCUAAAGGAAGUUGAGCAGCUUCGCAUUGAGAACCUACAGAUAGCAGAAGAGCUGCGGAAUGCCGGGGGCGGGUCUGGCGGCUCGUACUUCCCCCCGCCGCGCGAGCGUCGCUACAGCACGGACUACACGUCCGACACCACGGAGGGCACUAGCAGGGGCAGGGGUCAGGCGUACGGCAGAGGGCGGGGCCGCGGUGGCAGCAGGGGGCGGGGCCAGGGAGGCAGAGGCCGGGGGGGCAGGCGGUACCAGGGUGGACGCAACGCUGGCCCUGAGAAUGAUCGCCGUCAGCAAGACGAGCUCAGUGAUUGGUCGUCUGCGGUAACAGAGGACAGCAUGUCAGAAGCGAGUGGUGUACGCGGCAGCCGGUACUCUGGCAACCGUGGGAGGGGCGGCCGCCGGCCUCGCAUGAACACCGAGCCUAACUUUGACCGCGAGGUUCGCCAGGGUGACAACCACAAUCCUUUCGACGUCCUCAACCAAGAUGAGAACGAAAAUGGCGACGUGAACGGGCGUCCCCAGCGGCGCAACAGGGACCGCAGGCAAAACGACCGGCGGAGGCGUAACGACGAAGAGGACUCGGUGCUCGACACGGAGGGGGAAACGAACAACGAGCGGGGUAGGGGAACAAACGUGACAUUGUAUUCAUACAUUCAGCAGGAAGAGGCCAACACUAGCAGGGACGGUAACAAAGAUAGCGCUGGGAAGAACCGCAGGAGACGGAACCGCCGGCGCCGCGAACGCCAGAACACAGUCAUCUUCAACGAAAACUUCAAGAAGGAAUCCCCUGAGGCCGCCAAGGGUGACAGGGCCGAGGAAACCUCAGGGCACGAAACCGCAAAGUCCACGGACACCUCGAAAAUGAUCAGCGAAAACGAGGAGAAGCCUGACGCACCCAAGCAGCAACGCCCGUCUCGAUCCAAACGCGGCCCCAGGGGGGAUAGACAGAGGGGAGGUAGCGAGAAAAGUGCAAUAAACGGGGACGGGGGCCCAGGCAUCCAGGAACACAGUCAGCAGUUAGUCAACGGGACUGCCUAAGAAAAAACUGUGAAAAAUUCUAUGCAGAGCUUUAUUCAAGUGUCUUCGAAUUAUUGAAAUUACCACUAUAUACUGUUCAGAAUAUGCAUUAUUACACUUGGUACUUGGGUAGUAGCAGUGGAACUCAAGAAAACUUAAACUUUUCUCUUUAAAGGGUAGACAAGCAGCCAAAUUAAGAGAAAGAGUACUAGCAGCGAGGACUGUCCAUAUGUUACUGAAGAAGUUUUUUCAGUCCCCUUUGUGUAAUACUAAUGUUGGCAAUCAGGUCAAACUGAUGUGGAACCAGCCUGGUAGUCAGACUGUUUCCAGGGCCUACACAGGCCAGCUCUAGGGCCAAGGAAGUCUUUCCCUGGAACCUCUGAGGAUAGCUGUUGGGUGGCCUGUGUAGGCCCUGGCUUCCAAGGUGAUGUGGAACACUGUGUAUCUGGAACAAACAACCACAGAGCUGUCAAACUUGUGUGAGACAUUGGCCAUGACACUUUUUUCUGUACCGUGCGACUGUGAAGUGUGAAACAAGAGUACAGUAUAAAGUAGAACUCGCUACUUGAGUUCUUUGCCAAUGGUUACAGUGAUCACUUGUUGCUCAAAUCACAACAGAACCCUAAACCUCAUACCAAUACCUCUACCUUGGACUUGACCAUUGUUCUCAACAUAACAAAAAUAGCAACAAAAAAAUACAAAAGAAGGAAAAAAAACAUUUCGUGGAACUUCCAUCAAGAUAUGUACAUUGUAGUUGUAAAAAGUAUUCUUGAAAUGUUUCUGGUGGAGACUUUCAAAGAGAGAACACUGUAACCUCAUUAUAAGGUAUUGUUUUCCUUAUUGGUCAUUGUACGCUUUUGUUUAGUUUACGAUAUCUUUAAGAUACUAGUACUCUUCUUGUUGUAUUGAAGCCAUGGGAUUUAUAAGGGAACAUAGGUUUUCUUCUUUAGUUGGUAUAUAUGGAUACCCAGUUGUAUGAAUUGCUGCUGGAAGCUUAGUAGUGAUGGUAUCCAUGCUUAUGUCUGUGUCCCCUUGAAAUAUUGCAGCCAUAUGAGUUUGACCUGUAGAAACAUAUGAUAUCUUUGAUCCAAAAUUUUAUAUGAAAGGUUCUAUCUCUGUAGAAACUAGCAAAAGGAGCUUCUUUUCAGGCUUGUAAUGUUAUUUUACCAUCUUCAUGCAUGGUUUGGAAUAUGUUUUGGUGUAAAACAGGGCCACACUGAUUGUAACAAAUAACUUGGUUCAUCAACCUAACACUCAAGAAGAAAAACAAGUAAUCCAGAACCUCUGAAGUAGAACAGUCACAGUGCAUAUCACCUGGCUAUAUGAUGGAUAUGUAUGUAUUGGCAGAUCUAUAUUAGCAUACCAGUUUCUUAAGGUAACGUUUGCAGUAUUAUCUCAGUUUUUUAGUCAAGGAACCAAGAGAUCAGUGUAGUUCCAGUUCCUGCACACAGAUAUUUAGAAGGUGUUCUGUUGCAAUAACAUAAUCUUUGCAUGGGAGACUUGUCUGAAAGCAAAACACUAACAGAGAUACAGUACCAUUGCACAGUCUUCCUAUGUACAGGUGUUGAAGGACACUUAUGUUGCAUGCAAUCUUUAUUACGUUAAUAAUCAUGGGCAUGGUGUAAUUUGUCUUAUGUCUUCCCCAUUGACAGUACUUUUUUGUCGAUGGUGGCUACUGUUUUGAGUAGAGAGUAUCCUGCAUAUUGGAGUUGUUACGAAAAGGUGUUAUGUUGAAGAUAGACGAUUGUGUGUAUGUGUGUGUGUGUGAGUGUGUUGACUGUAUGGCUGUUCCCUUGUACGAUUGUGUCAUGGACAAGUAAUUAUGGCAAUAGCCUUCUUCAUCCUGGCUCGACAUGUACUAUAGUCAUGGAUUGAAAAAAUGCCACUUAAAUACAAAACAGAAAACAAGAACAAUGUGCGCUCAGUCUUGUCAGUGCAAGUGCCAUAGUAGGACACUUUGUCGAAAUGUAGACAAUUCCACCUGGCUUGUUAAAACUGUCAUUUACAUUUAGAAGUUUUAUUGGCCGAGCCCUUAUAAAAAAUGCUGCUACCACUUGCACUACAGUGCUGAGCAAUUUCCCAACAAGCUGGCUGGACAAGCGUUCAGAACCGGGAACCCUGUACUUUGUCUCUACACCUCCUCUCCUCUCGGAUUGUUCAACAUUUGAUAUGAUGAUGUAAGAGUUACUGUACCUAAGUUAAGUCUCAGCGGAUUGUUUGCCUUGCCAAAGAGUGAGAAGUUCUGUAUCUUGAAAAGUGUUUAAGUGAAUAAAAGAUAUCUUCAGUAAAA
Molecule: messenger RNA, 4663 nt
Organism: Branchiostoma belcheri (Belcher's lancelet)
Lineage: Eukaryota; Metazoa; Chordata; Leptocardii; Amphioxiformes; Branchiostomatidae
Product: fragile X mental retardation syndrome-related protein 1-like
Exons: 15
Coding region: 247-2394 (715 amino acids)
Biological process (GO): regulation of alternative mRNA splicing, via spliceosome; positive regulation of protein phosphorylation; DNA damage response
Cellular component (GO): dendritic spine neck; neuronal ribonucleoprotein granule; dendritic filopodium
Molecular function (GO): translation regulator activity; mRNA 3'-UTR binding; protein homodimerization activity
Source: RefSeq, a predicted model, not a curated record